Molecule: messenger RNA, 1187 nt
Organism: Tachyglossus aculeatus (Australian echidna)
Lineage: Eukaryota; Metazoa; Chordata; Mammalia; Monotremata; Tachyglossidae
Gene: LIPT2
Product: lipoyl(octanoyl) transferase 2
Exons: 2
Coding region: 6-716 (236 amino acids)
Biological process (GO): protein lipoylation
Cellular component (GO): mitochondrion
Molecular function (GO): lipoyl(octanoyl) transferase activity
Source: RefSeq, a predicted model, not a curated record
CCGCCAUGGGGUGCGCGGCGCGCCCGACGGUGCGGCUGCUGCGGCUGGGCCGGGUGCCGUACGCGGAGGUGCUGGCGCUGCAGGACCGCUGGCUGCGGGAGCUGCAGGCCGGGGCCGGGGCCGGGGCCGGGGCCCAGGCGCCGGGGCCGUCGGGGGCGCUGCUGGUCGGGGAGCCGUCGGGCCCGGUGUACACGUCGGGGCUGCGCGGCGGGCUGAGCCCCGAGGAGCAGGCGCGGGUCCGCGCGCUGGGCGCCCAGGUGUGGGCGACGGGCCGCGGCGGGCUGGCCACCUUCCACGGCCCGGGCCAGCUGCUGGGCCACCCGCUGCUGCGCCUGCGCCGGCUGGGCCUCCCGCUGCGCCGCCACGUGGCCCACCUGGAGGCCUGCGCCCUCCGCCUGUGCCGCCGCCUCGGGCUCCCCGACGCCCGGACGGGGCCCCCGGAACGGCCCGGACUCUGGGUCCGGCGGAGGAAGAUCUGCGCCCUCGGAGUCCGGUGCGGAAGACACGUCACGUCUCACGGGCUGGCUCUGAACUGCUGCACGGACCUCACCUGGUUUCAGCACAUCGUGCCCUGUGGACUGGAGGGUUUUGGCGUCACCUCCCUCAGCGAAGAACUCCAGAGACACGUCACGGUGGAGGAGGUCAUGGAGCCCUUCCUGGAGGCCUUUGAAGAGACGUACAAUUGCAUUUUAACCUCCGAGGAAAACGCCGGCUGAAAGAGGCGUGCGGGACGGAUUACGAUACUGGAAAUCCGGGCAGCGUUAGAAAGCUUCCUCUCAACCCACCACGUCCAAGUUUACUGUCCAAAACUCACUUGGGUGCACUGGGAUCGUUUCUCGGGCGAUUCGGUAUCGUCCCCGGCCGCGUCUAACCAGUAUUUCCAAAAUGGGUUCACAGAUCCAGCUGCUCUCCUUGGAAAGCACGGCCCUCUUCACUCGCAUAAUUUGCCCCUCUUUUUGGCAUAACUUUGGCCAGCCCAAAACGGGUGGGAGGCUAUUACGAGGGGAAUUAAGUCUAGCACCAAGGGGAGCGGGAGGAAAAAAAAAAAGGGAAUAAAAAGAGGGGAGAAAGAAGAAAAAGAGGAGAGCACUUGAGACUGCUCAUUUUCUAAGGGCCUCUCCCAAAGGCUCAUUCAAUCGUAUUUAUUGAGCACUCUAACGUUAACUUCUCCCUCCAUCUCGUCUAUU